UUAAGCGAUGGGGGGCUGGGGAUCGAAUCUGGGGAGAAAAUAUAGUUUCUAUUGUUUUGGGAUGGUUUCAGGGAUUAAGUGUCUGUAUGUAUGGGCUGAGUAGGCACAAUCACAUCAUUAUCAAAUGUGAAUUGGGGAUUUUACCUCCUCCACCCAUACCAUACAGACCCUUAACCCUGAAUCCAAAGCUCUGAGAGAGACAGAGAGAGAGAGCACUUUGUUUGUUUGUUUGCAAGUUGACCAACACACAUAUGCACUCUGAUUUGGUCCUGAUCGAGCAUUCGGAGACUUGAUAGCAAAGUCUGGUAUAACAGAUGAAAUGCUAGACAGUCUGAUAGCCUUGAAGGAUUUCCAAGGGGUCCAGGGCUUGCCUCCUCUGGCUGAGAUUGAGAACCUGCGACGUGAGAAGAGUUCUAAGAAGUCUUCAAGAGCUGAGAUAGAACUCCAGAUGCAAGAGGAGAUUGCCAAAUCGAGGGUCAGACAAGUGGAUGAAACUGGGAGAGCGUAUGGAACCGGGAGAAGAAAAUGCAGCAUUGCCCGUGUUUGGAUAGUCCCUGGCAAAGGAAAGUUCCUUGUUAACGACAAAGAGUUCGAUGUCUAUUUCCCUAUGCUUGAUCACCGUGCCGCUCUUCUCCGCCCGCUUGCUGAAACCAAAACAUUAGGUAGUUGGGACAUUAACUGCACUGUUAAUGGCGGUGGAACUACAGGUCAAGUUGGAGCUAUUCAAUUGGGUAUCAGCAGGGCAUUGCAAAACUGGGAACCAGAUAUGCGGACAGCACUUCGAGCUGCUGGUUUUUUGACAAGAGACUCGAGAGUUGUGGAAAGGAAGAAACCUGGAAAAGCCAAGGCAAGAAAGAGUUUCCAAUGGGUCAAACGUUAAAGCCGUACAGAUAUAUCUUCUCUUUGUCUCUGUCUUCAUUCACUGGUUGAUCUACUUAUACCGGGUUUGGAAGAAUCACCGGAAAAUUACUUUUUUUUUUCUUUUGGUCCAGUUGCUUGGUCUUUCUUGUGUACCAACACUUGCCUCUGUUACGACUCUUGAGUCCUGGAGACAUGAGUUACGUUGGUUAGCGAUUCAGGACGCAUAGUUUGUAUGUUUUUGUUUUCGUUUCUUCAAAAGGUGCAUUGAUAAAGAAGAAACCUUGUAUACUCUGAGUUUCUUGUCAGACUAGUGAAAUGAGAGAAAUAAUAACACUA
Molecule: messenger RNA, 1197 nt
Organism: Raphanus sativus (radish)
Lineage: Eukaryota; Viridiplantae; Streptophyta; Magnoliopsida; Brassicales; Brassicaceae
Product: 30S ribosomal protein S9, mitochondrial
Exons: 4
Coding region: 320-880 (186 amino acids)
Biological process (GO): translation
Cellular component (GO): cytosolic small ribosomal subunit; ribosome
Molecular function (GO): structural constituent of ribosome; RNA binding
Source: RefSeq, a predicted model, not a curated record